AUGGGUCAGCGCUCCCAGCUCGGCCUGUCCGCGGCCCCUGUCCCCAGGAUCCCGCUGCAACCCCUCCCCGCGUCCCCCGAGCCCUCGGGUCUCCUGUCACUGGCUGAGUCCGGGCGCUCCUGUCGCCGCCCCUUGCCAGGCCCGGCGCUGCCCGGCUUCCUGGCGGCGGGGGCGGAGAAGGCGCGGACUCCGGCGGGGGCCGGGCCGGGGCGGUCGCUGCUCCCUCCCGACGUGCCCGGGCCCCCCUGUGGCCCCCAGCCCCCGGGGAGUCCCCCGGCCCCGGCGCGGGCGGAGUGCUGGGAGCCCGGGGGUUCGGCCCGCGCAGAGACUAGGCGGUUACUGCUUCAGCCAGAGGACCUAGAGGCCCCCAAGACACACCACUUCAAGGUGAAGACCUUCAAGAAGGUGAAGCCCUGUGGGAUCUGCCGCCAGGUCAUCACCCGGGAGGGCUGCACCUGCAAAGUCUGCAGCUUCUCCUGUCAUCGGAAAUGCCAGGCCAAGGUGGCUGGCCCCUGCGUCCCUCCAUCCAGCCAUGAACUGGUGCCCAUCACCACUGACAGUGCACUGAAGAAUGUAGUGGACAGGGAAGGCAAGACUCUUCCCACAGGGCGUUGCUCCAAACCAACCCCACCCAAGGCCUGGGGCUCCUGCUCUGUGCUGCAUGAUGGGAAAGAAGGUGACAAAUAA
Tupaia belangeri chinensis (Chinese tree shrew) is the source of this 687-nucleotide messenger RNA. Its product is annotated as ras association domain-containing protein 5-like. The record is from RefSeq and is a predicted model, not a curated record. NCBI's taxonomy places the organism in Eukaryota, Metazoa, Chordata, Mammalia, Scandentia, Tupaiidae. The coding region runs from base 1 to 687 and encodes 228 amino acids. The transcript has 7 exons. Gene Ontology annotation, biological process: positive regulation of protein localization to plasma membrane; positive regulation of voltage-gated calcium channel activity; skeletal muscle contraction.